AUGGGCUCCGUUAUACAGGACCUCCUCAAAUUACCCAGUCGACGUGUAUUGUUAGCUGCGCAGGGAUCGUUGCAUUCGUGUAGAUAUAUCAAGCAUUUACGCGGCAGGAUCCAACCAGUAGUCGAGGUGGGAACAUCAUGGCGCCAGGCACACAUACAGUAUGGUGUCCGAGGUUAUGCAAGUUCAUCUAGCAAUAUCAAAGAGACCAAAUCCGACGGUUUUCGAGAAGGGGACAAGGUGAUCUCCGAGAGCUCCUCUUCAACAGACACUUUCACUCCGAAGCAACCCUCGAAGCACCCUCUCGAAGUACAGGAUCUUCCAGAAAUACCACCUUUUCCCGCUAAACCAACCCUCCACAUAUCCCCGGACGAUGUCACAACGUAUAUCCAACCAUUGAUUUCGCGUCAGUGGAAAGUCAAUCGUGUCAAAGGAGUCGGUGAAGACGAAGUGCUUUCUCUGAAUAGGCGUUACGAGUUCAAGGGCUUUAACGAUGUCAUGGACUUUGUUCAGGGAGUCGCGGACAUCUCACGGGAAGAAAAGGCACGUAUCAAACAUCAUGCGCGGAUCGUGAUCGAGUAUAGCACCGUCCUCAUUUUCACGCACACGCAUUCAGCGUACACAUUCCACCGCUUAGAAAAUGGAAAACACGAGUUCAAAAAGGUUCCAGGGCUCACGCGGCGCGACAUUCGAUUUGCUAUAAAGACCGAAGAAUUGCAUGAAACGUUCAAGGCGCGAGGGCGCGCGCUGCAGUUCGUACCUGCAGCGCUCGUCCAGCUACAACGCUGGUCUAUGGACUCGUUGCUACGAAGAUAUGGUAAAACUCAGAAGGUCGAGACGAUGGAAGACGUUCAGAGUACAUCGACAAGCAAUGCGGUGGAAAUCCAGCGCCUCGAAAAGAAGGCAGAGAAAGCGGCUGCAGCGGCCAAGACACGUAGAGCCGCGCGGCGAGACUUUGAUGAUAUGGAUCAGGAUAUGCUCUCCGAGGCUUUCGCCGCUAUUCAACGGUCGAUGGACAAACUCACGUCAAGACCACGACGAUAA
Suillus paluster is the source of this 1041-nucleotide messenger RNA. RefSeq lists its product as uncharacterized. NCBI's taxonomy places the organism in Eukaryota, Fungi, Basidiomycota, Agaricomycetes, Boletales, Suillaceae. Gene Ontology annotation, biological process: tetrahydrobiopterin biosynthetic process. The record is from RefSeq and is a predicted model, not a curated record. Bases 1 to 1041 code for a protein of 346 amino acids. The transcript has 5 exons. Gene Ontology annotation, molecular function: 4-alpha-hydroxytetrahydrobiopterin dehydratase activity.